Lepisosteus oculatus (spotted gar) is the source of this 4925-nucleotide messenger RNA. It is a transcript of the gene slc39a9, whose product is annotated as solute carrier family 39 member 9. Gene Ontology annotation, cellular component: membrane. The record is from RefSeq and is a predicted model, not a curated record. Gene Ontology annotation, molecular function: metal ion transmembrane transporter activity. Gene Ontology annotation, biological process: zinc ion transport; transmembrane transport. Lineage: Eukaryota; Metazoa; Chordata; Actinopteri; Semionotiformes; Lepisosteidae.
UUAAACAGGAAGCUUUUGAUUAUGCCACCCUGGACCAUGGUAGCUGUUGUCUACCUGGACGGAUAAUGAGAGCCAGAAAAUUUGCAAUUAUUGUCAGUGAUCUUACACUCAGAAAAACUUUAAUGUAAUUUAAUUAUAACUCCGUAUAUGCGUGUUUUUAUUUAACUUAUCCACUGGUAAAGACAAAGCAAGUCGCUCGAUUUUGACAGAAUAUAUGUUAAAUUAAUAUUCGGCAUUUAGUAAAAAGGAUACACGAGGAACCGAUUGUAAACAUGUCGUUUUAAAUUGCAUUUUGUACAAUCGAACUAUUAUGUAAUUUCUUUUCAUAAACAUUUCACAUUUGACCCCGUUUGGAUUUCCCGUGGUGGUUGUGUUUUUAGCUAAUGUAUAGGUCUGACUACAUUAACGAGUUCUAGCGAGCUGCAAGUGCAUUUGACUUUUCGAACGCUACGGAGAAUGGAUGAUUUUAGCUCAAUUAGUCUUCUUUCGCUGGCGAUGCUGGUGGGCUGCUAUGUAGCUGGUACCAUUCCUUUAGCCGUCAACUUUUCAGAGGAGAAGCUGAAGCUAAUAACAGUGCUGGGAGCAGGGCUGCUGUGUGGCACUGCACUGGCGGUGAUCAUUCCAGAGGGUGUGCAUGCACUGUAUGAGGAAGUCUUGGAUGGGAAGCACCACAGGGAGCAUGAUACGCAGAAUGUGGAAAAGGUGGUGAAGUCUGGAGAGGGGUCGAUGGUUGCAGAGCUGGGUGAACAACUUCACAGCCAUGAGCAGCUCCAUGCCUACAUUGGUGUCUCGCUGGUGCUGGGCUUUGUCUUCAUGUUGCUGGUGGACCAAAUCGGCAGCACCCAUGUGCAUGCCACAGAGGAUCCAGAGGCUGGGAGAGUGACAAAUUCUAAGAUCACAACCACUUUGGGGCUUGUAGUGCAUGCAGCAGCUGAUGGAGUUGCACUGGGAGCUGCUGCCUCUACUUCUCAGACCAGUGUUCAGCUUAUAGUCUUCGUUGCCAUCAUGUUGCACAAGGCUCCGGCCGCCUUUGGUCUGGUGUCAUUCCUUAUGCAUGCUGGAUUGGAGCGGAAUCGCAUUCGGAAACACCUGCUCGUGUUCGCUCUGGCAGCUCCGGUUUUGUCCAUGCUUACAUUUCUGGGGCUUAGCAAGAGCAGUAAGGAAGCCCUGUCGGAGGUGAACGCCACAGGUGUGGCUAUGCUUUUCUCAGCUGGGACCUUUCUGUACGUGGCAACGGUGCACGUCCUGCCUGAGGUGGGUGGCACAGGGCACAGCCACGCUCCCAACGGCACUGCGGGGAAAGGACUAAGCAAGCUUGAAGUGGCCGCUCUGGUGGUGGGGUGUCUUAUUCCUUUGGUCCUGUCCAUAGGCCACCAGCAUUAAACCUCAAGGGAGUAUUGCUUGGUCAAUCAUGGUAUUAAUGAUAAUGGGACAGGACUGGACUUUUCUUGGUCAGUGAAAACCUGGUCACACCAGUCUGAAAGGCCCUGAAUAGCAGGAAGUCAUUCAAACUGUGUAGAUAAUGUAAAUCAAACAAACAAACAACUAUGUGGAAAAAUUAAGAUAAAUAAAAUCUCUCCAGUGCUUGAAACAGGAAUAUGGGGCACAGUGUUCUAUAAAUGGGUCUGGGAGGGACUUCCAGUUAUUAUUUUUAGUGUUGUGGGUAAGUGUUAGAGAAGAAACUUAAUAAUUUUUGAGAAUAUAUUCAAGGGGACAUGUGUAAGAAUUGUCCAUUCAGAUUUCAGACUAAAGUUUUGCUAACAGUUAAGAUUUUAUAUAUGAAAUAUGAAAAGGCAAAUGGCCCUCUGCCUUACCAACUCCUGAAGAAGCAUUUCAGGUUUGUCAUCUAUCUUUCAGUCUCGUGAUUUACAAAGCAAACUUGAUUUUCAAUAAAAUUAUAAUUCUCAGAUUUUUAGCACAGGAUUUUUUAAUCUGUUUAGAGAGAAGUUGCUUUUAUCUCUUUCAUAAUAAAUAACUUAUCUUACACAUAAUAUCAUGUCUUACACAGCCAUGAAUGGUUUGCCUUCCAGCUUUUUUUGGUAGAUUUUGGUUCCACCGCUGCCAUUGAUGAUAACUAAGUAAAUACCCAGCUACACAGUCUAAUUGACAUUAGGAUUAAUAGAACUAAUGGACAAGUGCAGCAUAGCCCCUGGUGUGCGGGCUGCUUUUAAGUGGGCUAGACACUGGGACAGGAGCUCUUGAAAGAAACUAAAAAUUAUAGGGUCCUACACACAGAACCUUCAGAUGAUUUCUAAAGUUUGGUGCCCAGGGAGAAUGUGAGUGGUCCAGCGUGGUACAUUCUGAACAGCAUCUGUUCACAGUGGUAAAAUAAUGUGAAAAUGGGGCAAACAUCUUGGUCAGUAUAACACAGCCAUUCUGUUUCACUGAGGAAGAUACAAGCAACAUUUUUUUUCCCAUGAGUUGGAAGAGCAAGGUAGAUUUUUUUUCUACCAUUAGGUACACUCAGUAUUGAACAUUGCAGCUUUUUGUAUAACCUCAGGUCUCAGUUCCAUAGCCUGAUUAAUUUUGGUAUGUUGUGUUUAUGAAUUGAAAAGGUACACAUGUUGCUUGAUACUGGUACCUAAGGCCUGGUCAUUGGAAAGCUGCAGUCUCGCAUGUUUUAUAUGUCACCUUUAAAUCAUCAUUUUGUAAAGACCUGGAGUACAUCUUGUCCCCAGCUGUGGCUCUUGAAGGCUACAGGAUGCUAGUAUUUUCAAAAAUAUUGUAUGUAUCAAAUUACGUUUGAACUAGUUAAUAGGUCAGAUCACCUACUCAAGUGAUCAAAAUGAGAUUGUUCCAAGUGUUUAGAAAUUGAUGAUUUAAGCUAGUUAAACCUUAAAAAACUGUUAGAUUGUGGCUAUACAGAUCCAAUGUUUGCCACUCCUGGUGUAAUCAAUCAAAUAAUUUAGAGCAGAGCUGUCCAGUUCUGUUCGUAGAGAGCUGGUGUGUCUGCGCACAUUUUCUAUGUCACUUAGAAAUGUAAAAGUGAAAACUCCUGUAUAGCUAGGAGAAGUUCUUAACUGGUCAGGUUGUACCAAAAAUGAGCUAAUUAGCUCAUUAAAACCUGAGUUGCAAUGAAAACCUGUAGACACACCACCUUCCCAGGAACAAGAUUGGACAGUCCUGAGUAACACCAUUUAUUUAGCUGGAUGAUACUGCAGCUCUCUGGUUUUGUGUUCAGACAAGGCAAAAAGAAAUGAAAAAUCCCUUUUAAUAUACUUUCUUUAGGUAGAUUUUAUAAAGAUAAAGCUCCUUGAUGAAAUGAUCUAAAUGAAACACCUGCAGCCUCAAGCAUUGUUCAGAUUUCCUGAUGUUCUUUGUAAAACAGGGUAAAUAAAAAUACAAGACAUUCUGUUCACUAUUAGUAGGGAUGGUUGUAAAAGCCAUAAAUGCAGAGGUGAAUGCAGGUGAUUAUUUGUGGAUUAAUUGUGUUUAGAAAAGAGUGAUGUCUUUCAUUAAAUAUUAGUUGUCAUUGGGUAUGACUGCAAGAUCACUCGAUAUAAAACAAAUGCUGGAUUUAUGUGAAGCAUUUUAUGGUCUCAGAUAAAAAGUGAAGUCCGAAACUGGUUUGUGUUCAUGGAAUCCAGGGAGGUGAUGUUAGACAUUGUGAAUCAUGUACCAUUGCAGAUAUAGCAGUGAUUGUGUGUGCUGGCUGUGAAACAGUCAAAGAUGACAUCACUGAAUAAAUGACAUAUUAACAGAUUAAAGGUUGAAGGUGUUCUCAGAUGGUUUGGGGUGAUGCAAAUGUAAUUAAAGUUGCUGCUUCUGCUAUUUUGUAUUUAGUGCCCUUCUACAAGGAAUUGCUGUUUUGCUCAUGAUUGUGGGUUGGGGCCCUCUUAUGUCAGGGGACACCACGGCACUUCUGCGAUCUACUAACUGCUGGGAACUGGCGCAAAGAUGAGAGCUGGGGGAAUUCUUCAGUGUAAUUUUACAAAUCAUUGUUGAUAAAUCUGAUGGCUGAUUUUGUCCAUGUUAAAAACUUCUGUUCAUGUAUUUUACUUGUUAGAUUGCCAAAUGCUUUCAUGAUUAGAACCCUUAAUUUAAGAAAGAUUUUGAUGACUGCUUUCAGUGUUUAAGCAUAGUAUAGCCGACUACAGAUGUUGAAGUAUUUACCAGUUAGUUUUUUUUAAUUACUCUGUAAAUUUUAACAGUGCGUUUUAACUUACUGAAGCCUUUUAUGCUGUUGUAAAGUGGUUUUUAGGGUAGAAAUUGGGGCCCUAAUUUUUUAGUUUAAUUGAACUCUUUUUAACAGUCUAAAGGAACAUGUUCAGAAUUUUGUCUAUAACUUUCAAGAAAAACCCAAACAAGCAAAGAAAGAUUGUAUUGACAAUUGAACCUAAAGGACACUUUGAUCAAGGUGUUACCUCUUGGAAUUUGCCCCUCGAUUGACAGAUGGGAAUCAGCUGUGUUUCAUGCCUUUUGUGUCACAGUGGCCAUCAGUGGGAGGUUUUUGGGUCCUUUUCUUUGUUCAGUUGUUAAUCUGCACAUUCUACACUUUUAUGGCAGAUAUGAACACAGCGGUAAUGUUUAGAAAAUUCAAAAUAAUAAAAUUGAAAUUUAUCAUUUACAGAUCUCUUAUUUUUACAAUAUCUGAGCUUGUGCUAUAUUUUUUCCAUGGCUUCUUUAAAGCAGUAGUUGCAAAAUCAGGACUGAUCUGGUUGUCUGAUGUGACGGUGGAUGUAGAAUCAGUCAAUCUGAACAUAGAUUGACUGUGUUCUACAGAUUUCUUUAAUGGUUAACAACAUCCUUAGAUAGUAGUUGCAUUAAUAAAUAGUAGUUUUUGUUUUUAUUUAAAAAAAACCCAACAAUUUCUUCAAAUUAGGAAUAACUUUUUUGAACGUUGAAAUAAUUUCAAAAUGGUUUGUCCCAGCAGGGAUCAUAUUUCUCAAUGUUGUCAAACUCUUGCAUAAAAAGUGUAUACUGGA